Messenger RNA from Pocillopora meandrina, 536 nucleotides. Lineage: Eukaryota; Metazoa; Cnidaria; Anthozoa; Scleractinia; Pocilloporidae. The record is from the annotation of a GenBank genome assembly.
AUGAUGAAAGAAGUUUGUGGCUCAGAUAAUGUGACUUAUGACAACGAAUGCCUGCUGAAGAAAGCAGCCUGCGAAAAUCACACUGAAAUAGAGAUCGUAGAAUAAAGAUCCUGCACAGGUAUGUAACCAAACUGUUUGGUGUGGCAUAUUCAACUGAGGCGGCCUACAGCAGACACGAAAGGAACAACCUGAGUUUUAAUUCUCAAGACAUCUAAUGGUGAACAAAAGUGACGCUAAUUCGCUGCGCUCACUCGUGAGUUAUCGAGUCAAAUAUUCGAAGAGAAAUUCCAUAUCUACGUGCGUCUGUCUAUUAUUCUCUAUAUCUGUUCCAUAAACCUCUGCAAUUUUCAAAGAUGGCGAGAAUUUGAAUUUUCUUCUGUUGAGGAUAUAAGUUUUUUACAAGCUCCAGCAGUUCCCAGAUGUUCUAAGUUUAAAAGCUUCUAUUUCAUUUUCACCUCUCAGGCUGUGACAAAAAGUGUUCUUCUCUGUUUUCUCACUGCGUGAAGCACAAGGGAAACGAAGAAAAAUGCGAGUGC